GAUCUUUUCAAUGGGACCACAUACAAGCAAAAUUUGAAAUCUUAAACAUAUUCCCAAUAAACAAAGUCAGCUUGCCUAUAUUCUAAAGGAGAUUCGUGAAGAAUAUAGAUUUCGGUAAAACAGUCUGACAGAAAGACUUUUUAAGGUACCAUGUGAGGAUAUUUCAAAAGGGCAAUCUAGCUGAUAUCACUUGACAAACUCCCGAAAACCGGGGGAUAUGAUAAUUUAUGCAUGAAAACAGAAAGCUUCUUAAGCUGUCUCUUCAAAUCUUUAUAUCAAAAAAUAAUUGUAAAAUGUUUUAAUUAGCCACCUUAAUUGACCUUUCUACGAUGAAAACAUGAAUGUUGUUUGAUCUUUUGCGGGAUUCAGCGACAAGGCAGUCCAGGACAAAGCAAUCAUUCCAUCGACCAGCAUAGGUGCUAGUCUUGGUCGAUGCCUUAAUGGCAAUGUUCUGUUACUAUGGUCAGACAUGAGACAUCUAAUUAAUUAUGCAUCACAUGACGAGACAGGAACAGCUUAUUGGUAGUAAACACUAAACAGCAAGUCAAUAUUUGCUUUUAACUGUGAAGCAAGGUGGGUGCAAUUCUGAUAAUACGAUGGAAGUUGACAUCAUUCGUCAAUCCAUUUGUAUUUUCAUAAUUUUCCUUAUGCCAGUUCAAAGUGCAACAUACUUUGAACUUAUAAAAGACGCAGAAUUUCCAAGCAAUGCAAAUACUGGCAAUCCUCUUGUGAAUAAAAGAUUUUUCGAAUGUGACCGCAAUAUCCUUUGCAAAUAUGUGGUCAAAAGCCAUGGAUCAAACGAACUGAAGAUUGUAUCUGAAGAGAAUGUACUGUUGUCACCUGAAAAUUUUGCAAAGAUAUGGAAGAAGUUUCAAAUAGGUGACAUGCAAAAUCUUGCUUUGGAGAAAGCUGUGCGCAUGGCAGCCAUUUUCGAUAACACAACAGUUGCAUCGAAUGCUGUAGAUGGAAAUAGGAGUACAGACUUCUUUUCCUGUGCACAGACAGUUACGGGUAGCCCUGCUUGGCUGCAAGUUGAUUUGGGAAAGAAAGCAGUUGUCAAAUCUGUCCAUGUAAUAAGCUUAGAAGUUCCCAUUAGAUCUAUGAGCCAAUUCAAUAUAAAAGUUGGCCAAAGCACUGAAAAUGGAGGACAAAGCAAUUCUGCAUGUGGAACAGAAAUAACCAUUCCUGAUUCAGACAAUGACAUAACUGUACAGUGUCCGGAAAACACAGUCGGACGUUACGUGUCGAUUACUGUAAACGGUUACAUUGAAGUUUGCGAGAUUGAAGUGCAUGGAUAUUUCAUAUCCUGAGGAAAAUAGGGCAAAUUUAAAGCAAAAGAUUAAAGUCUUUCUCAAGGAGCGAUAACUUAAUCAAAGAGAAAGCCUCUUUUGCAAGGAGCCUUGAUACUAUGACUUAAGCCCGUACAAUGUUAACUUAGCAGUUGCAACUAAUGUCCUUCUACUCUUUGGAUAAAUGUACCUAGGCCUUUCUGAACCCUUAACCUGAUGUUAAUAGCCCUUUGCCGGUAGUCAAGCUCGACCCUUAACGUGUCUUUACAUUACAGGAGUGCACAUUUUUCACUAUGUUUUAAUUUCUCUCUUCACCUUUUUGCUUUGUAAACUUUUUCUAGCCCUCUAUUCACUCAGGACUUAAAGUCUAAGUACAAUAAGUACAAGAGAACAUCAAUUGUCAACAAUUAAUGCACAACGUUCAGCUAUUCCACCACCUAACUGCUUAAGAAAAUACCUCUUCACACUAGAUAGACGAAAAACUACAAGCCUGCAUAUAUGGUCUUGGGGUCAAAUCUUCAACGACCUCAGAUGCAAUUUACGCGGAAUUAGGCAGAAUUGAUAUAUUAGCUAUGAAGCAUAUUGCCUUGAUUAAAAUUUACUUCAGAUCAUGUAAUUUAAGUCUGGAACGCUACGCAAAACGCGCUUUCCUUAUGUUAUCAGAUGAUGCUUUGACUGGUGUUGAAACCUGGGUUUCAGAUAGCAAGGAACUGAUCACAUUAUACAACAUUUAUGUCUCUGAUAGUGCACCUGCUAUUCAAUCUAAGGUAAUGCUUCUCUUCACUUCAAGCCCCAUGAAAAAAAUCAAAGGCCACAUCAUUAACGAAAAGAAGCUAUGGACCUAUGCUCUAUUCAAGACUACUUUUAAGUUUGAAAAGUAUCUUGAUAUUAUUCCAGAUAUUAAGACAAGAAGCAUGUUUUGCAGAUUAGGACUUGGUUCUCAGAACCUGCAUUUUUAUUCAGGCAGAUAUGGCAACAAGCCUACCCCUAAGGAUGUAAGAAUCUGCAGAUAUUGCGAUUCAAUCUUCAUCCACGCUAUUGAAGACCAACUUCGUUUUGUAAUGGUUUGCCCCUUUUACUCUGAAGAACGGAAUAAACUGUUGGUGAAAAUGGAAGAGUGGUAUCCCUAUAUAAGAAAUCUUAGUCAUGAGAACAAGUUUAUUUGUAUGAUGAGUCAAGAAAAUACUGAUUUGAUUCAAAUUCUUGCGAUAAAAGUAACGCUAGCAUUCCAAAAGCGUGAAAUUUAUUAGACCUUACGAAAAAAAUAUGCUGAUCAGCUUGCUGUUAUAUAUUUAAGCUGUUAUAAUUUUUGUAGCCAUCUGUUGUAAUAUUUUAGAAGUAGCAAUCUUAAUUAAUCAUUUAAAAUUACGACGUUUUGUUCUGUUGUAGUAGAUUAAGGGCCAUUUCGGCCUAUAAAUCUAUUAUUCAAACAAUCUUUUGGUGGUACAAAACUUGAAAAUGGCUUUGAAAAAAGCAAACAUUUAGUAAACUAAAACUUUUCGUCUGACACUCUUCAGAGUUUAAAACGUCAGAACGAAGACCGAAAACUCUACGCUAGGAAAUAUAUAUACCCAGUUGUGGAUCGAAAUAGGCCAAUCAGAAACACGAGCACACGACUGUUGAGGUCAGAGGCGGACUGGCAGCAAAUCUCUCAGGUUGCUAUAUACAGAAAUGAUAUGUACCUGGAAACCAUGCACCUAUGAAAUAUUAAAAAGAUCCCAGUUUUUUAUCAUUUUGAAAUGUUCAUCUGCUAUAUUUGUUGGUGUGUAGCCCCUUUGUUCUAACAAUAAAUACUUUAAGACGAAAAUGCAAAAAAAAAGGAACAAACUCAAUGCUGUUGUGCACAGUUGAUGCUUACAAAAAUGCAAAGGAAGAGACAUAUAUGCACUGCGAGCGAAGCGAGCAGAAAAUUUUUUCGGCCACGCCCUUUAAAUUAACUUGAAACACGAUUCAGAAUACUUUUUACGGUCGUUUACCUCGUUUUACAAAAUUUUAGGCAUACUUUGUUGCGUUUCGUUAAAAUUCAGUUCUUAAUCUGGAAUUCCUUGCUUUAAGAGGACCCCUAGACCUCGAGGCCCAGGGGCAUUUUGCCCCUCCUUGUCCCCCUCUCGGAAGCCCUGUUCAUAUUCCCUGUUCAUGUAAAUGUUGACCUCCUCUAAUUUUAAACUGUGAACUUGAAUAUACAGGUAAGUGAGGCAUUUUCUCACCAAAGAUUUUGUUCAUAUUAAAUUUUUUGCUCGGUUUUACAAACUCAUUCGAAAGGGGGCCACCGAGAAAUUUCCCUGUGUCCCGCCUAGCUACAACGCCCCUGGUAAGCAAUACUGAAAUGUUUUCUUUCUAAGGAUUUUAUCUUCAUUUCUGUCACUUGUAUUCUCUUGAACAUAGAUAUCUUUGAAAUUAACAGAGCUAUUUUCUCGAAUGUAUCUACGGAGG
Molecule: messenger RNA, 3722 nt
Organism: Rhopilema esculentum
Lineage: Eukaryota; Metazoa; Cnidaria; Scyphozoa; Rhizostomeae; Rhizostomatidae
Product: fucolectin-3-like
Source: RefSeq, a predicted model, not a curated record